UCGCAGUGUAUUUCAAGUAAACAGGUUCGGUUUUGCAUUGCGUUUACUGACUUUUUUUUACAUCGAAACAUUUCAGUGCUUCGAAUCGUUUUGUGGCAAUUCUUUAUAGCGUACAUAUGGCUUAUCCAGGAUAUGGCGGGUAUGGAGGACCAAUGCAAGGCAUGCAACCCCAGGGUAUGCCCAUGCAGGGUGGACUCAUGGGAGGCCCACCCCAGGCAGGCUACCCCCAGAAUGGUGGAGGCUACCCUGGGACCUUUGCUGCUCCUCCUCAGCAGCCUGUUAAUGACCCCAUGUGGGGGUACUUUACUACCAUAGCAGGACAGGAUGGGGAGAUUGAUGCAGAGGAGCUUCAGAGGUGUCUUACACAGACUGGUAUCAGUGGCACCUAUACUCCCUUCAGUUUGGAGACAUGUAGAAUCAUGAUCGCAAUGCUGGAUAGAGACAUGACCGGAAAGCUGGGCUUCAAUGAGUUCAAGGAGCUGUUUGCUGCCUUGAGUGGCUGGAAGCAGAACUUCAUGAUGUUCGACCAGGACCGGAGUGGCACGGUGGAACCCCAUGAGAUGACCCAGUCCAUCUCCGCUAUGGGCUACAGGAUCAGCCCGCAAGCGCUGAACGCUGUCAUCAAACGCUACAGCAAGGCUGGCCGGAUCUAUUUUGACGACUAUGUCGCAUGUGCUGUGAAGCUUCGCGCCCUCACAGAGAGCUUCAGGAGGAGAGACCAGAUGCAGCAGGGGGCUGUCAACUUCCAAUACGAUGACUUUAUCCUGUGUACAAUGGCCAUCUGAGUGGAGUGGAGUGGCACUUCAACCGACAGUCUGGGGCUCGCUGACCACUUCCCCUAAAUAAUGGGAAGGCACCAAUCAAUAUUAGCCAAUAAUUCUUAGGUCGAUUCCCAUGACCAACUUAAAAUGGGGAAGGAGGUUACAACAGAAACCGUUUGUUUGCCAUAAUGUCUGCCUUGUACACAAUACAGGAAUGUGCAGAUUUGCCAGAUAACACAUGGUGUGUUUCUAAAUGUAUCUGCUUGUUGUAAAUUCUGUUGCUAAUUGACAGUGGUAGGUUUAAACAAAGAAAGGGAUGGCAAAGCUGUUACUGAUCUUUACCAUGGUGACUUUUGUGCCAUUACAAUCUCGGAUCGUCGCUUUCCAGAUUCAUCCCCACCACUGUAUAUGUUGUUUUUGUAACCACUAUAUUUAGGUGUGAAUUACUUUUACAUUAAACACUCCAUACAUUAAGUAUAGAUAUAAUAUUUUUAUUACAAAUAUACAGUUAUGCAAUUUUUUUUUUAAGGAUAACUAUAUGCGUCUCUUGAUUUGAAUGAAAUGUGGCCUAACAAUACACAAAUUAAACAUUAGGGCGUCCACAAAUGUAUGAAUAACCUGCACUGUGUUGUAAACCUGCACUGUUAUUCCUUUGCAAAGAAAAGCAUGCAUUAACUACCACCAACUAAUUUUAAUUAAAAAAAUAAUAAUUUUGUGAUAACCUGCAUUUUUAUAGUUCAGGGUGAAAUAUUUAUCAGACAUGUAGUUAAGUGCAUUGUGACCAUUGGGGCAUUCAUCAGUGAUAUUGGUGUUAUUCACAACACAAUAAACUCAGUUUGUAGUCA
Messenger RNA from Oncorhynchus nerka (sockeye salmon), 1606 nucleotides. RefSeq names its product grancalcin-like. The transcript has 8 exons. Bases 117 to 785 code for a protein of 222 amino acids. The record is from RefSeq and is a predicted model, not a curated record. Gene Ontology annotation, molecular function: calcium ion binding. NCBI's taxonomy places the organism in Eukaryota, Metazoa, Chordata, Actinopteri, Salmoniformes, Salmonidae.